This is a messenger RNA of Nannospalax galili (Upper Galilee mountains blind mole rat), 726 nucleotides long. It is a transcript of the gene Exosc1, whose product is annotated as exosome component 1. Bases 8 to 643 code for a protein of 211 amino acids. Gene Ontology annotation, molecular function: RNA binding. NCBI's taxonomy places the organism in Eukaryota, Metazoa, Chordata, Mammalia, Rodentia, Spalacidae. Gene Ontology annotation, biological process: RNA processing. Gene Ontology annotation, cellular component: cytoplasm; nuclear exosome (RNase complex). The record is from RefSeq and is a predicted model, not a curated record. The transcript is spliced from 8 exons.
CUGACCAAUGACAAGUCAGCUUCGUUUCCCUCCGGGUUUCGGAUCAGUAGCAGACAUGGCACCACCUGUGAGGUACUGCAUCCCAGGUGAACGUCUGUGUAACCUAGAGGAAGGCAGCCCAGGCAGCGGCACCUACACCCGGCAUGGCUACGUCUUCUCGUCGCUGGCGGGCUGCCUGACGAAGACCAGCGAGAACGGCGCGCUUCCUGUGGUAUCUGUAAUGAGAGAAACAGAAUCCCGGUUACUUCCAGAUGUGGGUGCUGUUGUCACUUGUAAGGUCUCUAGCAUCAAUUCACGUUUUGCCAAAGUACACAUCCUCUACAUUGGAUCCACACCUCUUAAAAAUUCUUUUCGAGGAACUAUCCGCAAGGAAGAUAUCCGAGCAACUGAAAAAGACAAGGUUGAAAUUUAUAAGAGUUUUCGCCCAGGUGACAUAGUUUUGGCCAAAGUCAUUUCCCUAGGUGAUGCACAGUCCAAUUACCUAUUGACCACUGCUGAAAAUGAGUUAGGAGUGGUGGUAGCCCACAGUGAAUCAGGUGUCCAGAUGGUUCCCAUCAGCUGGUGUGAGAUGCAGUGCCCUAAGACCCACACUAAAGAAUUCCGGAAAGUGGCCAGAGUACAGCCUGAGUUCUUACAAACCUAAUAAGCAUAUUUUAUCCCAAUGAGGGUUUAAACUAUGUCGAAGAGUACAUGUAUGAAAAUAACAUCAAGAUGCCAUAACAUCAA